GAUCUUUUGGGGUCGUACGUGUGCGAGUGUGGGGGUGACAGAGGUUGGGGGCGGGGGGCACCCCCCGGCAUUGGGCAACAGGGAUGGGGCAAGCCCGGGGUUGGGCAAGCCGGGGGGGGCACCAACCCAAUACGAGCAACAUUCCCGGUGUCACCGCAAUCCCUGCGGGUCCCUGCGCCGCCCUGUCCCCCCCUGCGCCCCGCCGGGGAGCGGGGACAGUCCCCGGGGGCUCACGGUCCCACAGACACCCCCAACCCCAGACGAGGGGCUCCGAGGGCUGGGGACACCCCACGAGCGGGGCCGUGUCCCCGAGGGGGACCAGACGUGCCACCGCCUGCCUGCGGGACACGCUCGGGACCCCCCAACCCCGUGUCUCCCCCCAAAAAAACUGCCACUCUGUGGGCUGGGGCCAGGCGUUUCCGGGGGGGGGCAGCCGAGCCCCGGGGCGGGUUCCCCAACCUCCUGGGGGGGAUAAAAGGGGCCGCGGGGGGUGGCGGUGGGGGACAAGGAUGCCGAGCUCCUGGGUGCUGGUGCUGGCGGUGCUGGGGGGGGCCUGUGCCCUCCCCGCCCCGGCCCCCCUCGCCUACACCCAGGCGCUGGCCCAGGCCGUCGACUCCUUCAACCAGCGCCCCGAGGUGCAGAACGUCUUCAGGCUGCUCAGCGCCGACCCCGAGCCCAACCCGGGCGUCGACCUGAGCACGCUGCGGGGACUCAACUUCAGCAUGAUGGAGACGGAGUGCGCCCCGAGCAUCCGGGUGAACCCCGACGACUGCGACUUCAAGGAGAACGGGGUCAUCAAGGAGUGCUGGGGGCCGGUGCAGUUCCUGCAGAGCUCCCCCGAGAUCGAUCUGCGCUGCACCGACGCCUCAAACGACCCGGUUCUCAUCCAGCGGGGCCGGUUCGGGCGGUUCCUGAGCAGGAUCCGACGCUUUCGGCCCAAGAUCAGUAUCCACAUCCAAGCCAGCGGCUCCCUGCGCCUGGGCUGAACGAAUAAAGGGGCCGUGACGGCCGCUGU
Molecule: messenger RNA, 1015 nt
Organism: Phalacrocorax carbo (great cormorant)
Lineage: Eukaryota; Metazoa; Chordata; Aves; Suliformes; Phalacrocoracidae
Source: RefSeq, a predicted model, not a curated record